Molecule: messenger RNA, 3061 nt
Organism: Anolis carolinensis (green anole)
Lineage: Eukaryota; Metazoa; Chordata; Lepidosauria; Squamata; Anolidae
Gene: kdm1a
Product: lysine demethylase 1A
Exons: 20
Coding region: 16-2664 (882 amino acids)
Biological process (GO): negative regulation of transcription by RNA polymerase II; positive regulation of transcription by RNA polymerase II
Cellular component (GO): nucleus
Molecular function (GO): oxidoreductase activity; chromatin binding; flavin adenine dinucleotide binding
Source: RefSeq, a predicted model, not a curated record
UUCGGCGCGUCGCGCAUGCGCGGAGCGUCCUUUUGUCCCCCUGAGCGAGCUGAGGCGAUGUUGUCGGCGAGCAAGAAAGUGUCGGCGGCGGUGGUGGCGGAGGCGGCCCCGGCGGGAGGCGGCGGCGGCAGUGAUGGCUCCCCCGAGGCGCCCCUCACGGCGCCCCCCACGGCCCCUGCCCCACCUCCGGUUCCUCCGGGCUCCCUGGGCGGCGCGGAGGCCUCGGAGCGCGCUCCCCGCAAGAAGGAGCCUCCUCGCGCCUCGCCGCCUGGGGCCCUCUCUGAAGCGGCGCCCGCUGGGCCUGCGACCGGGACGGGGCCUACUUUGGGCCCCGAGAGCGCUGGCAUCGCCGAGACCCCCGAAGGCCGUCGGACCAGCCGCAGGAAGCGGGCCAAGGUUGAAUAUAGAGAAAUGGAUGAGAGCCUCGCUAACCUUUCUGAAGAUGAAUACUAUUCUGAAGAAGAAAGAAAUGCUAAAGCAGAGAAAGAAAAAAAACUACCUCCCCCGCCGCCGCCUCCUCCUCCCGAGGAAGAGAAUGAAAGUGAGCCAGAAGAACCAUCUGGACAAGCAGGAGGACUUCAAGAUGACAGUUCUGGAGGAUAUGGAGAUUGCCAAGCAUCAGGUGUGGAGGGAGCGGCUUUCCAGAGCAGACUUCCGCAUGAUCGGAUGACCUCACAGGAAGCAGCUUGUUUUCCAGACAUCAUCAGUGGCCCACAACAAACUCAGAAGGUGUUUCUUUACAUCAGAAACAGAACGUUGCAGCUUUGGUUAGACAACCCAAAGAUUCAGUUAACAUUUGAAGCAACACUACAGCAGUUGGAAUCUCCAUAUAAUAGUGAUACUGUAUUAGUUCACCGUGUGCAUAGCUAUCUGGAACGGCAUGGCUUGAUAAAUUUUGGCAUCUACAAAAGAGUGAAGCCUCUCCCAACUAAGAAGACCGGCAAGGUGAUCAUUAUUGGUUCUGGAGUCUCUGGUUUGGCUGCAGCUCGCCAACUACAGAGCUUUGGGAUGGAUGUCACACUUCUAGAAGCAAGGGAUCGUGUUGGGGGCAGAGUUGCUACUUUUCGCAAAGGAAAUUAUGUUGCCGAUCUAGGAGCCAUGGUAGUGACAGGACUUGGAGGAAACCCAAUGGCUGUGGUGAGCAAGCAAGUAAACAUGGAAUUAGCAAAAAUAAAACAAAAAUGUCCUCUUUAUGAAGCCAAUGGACAAGCGGUUCCAAAGGAAAAAGAUGAAAUGGUAGAGCAAGAGUUUAAUCGUUUGCUGGAAGCCACUUCCUAUUUGAGCCACCAACUGGAUUUCAACAUUCUCAAUAACAAACCAGUCUCUCUGGGCCAAGCUCUGGAAGUUGUCAUACAAUUACAGGAGAAGCAUGUGAAAGAUGAACAGAUUGAACACUGGAAGAAGAUAGUAAAAACUCAAGAAGAACUUAAAGAUCUUCUUAAUAAGAUGGUGAAUUUAAAAGAGAAAAUAAAGGAGCUCCACCAGCAAUACAAGGAGGCAUCUGAAGUGAAACCACCACGAGACAUCACAGCGGAGUUCCUUGUGAAGAGUAAACAUAGAGAUCUUACUGCUCUCUGCAAGGAAUACGAUGAGUUGGCAGAAACACAAGCAAAACUGGAAGAGAAGCUCCAGGAACUAGAAGCUAAUCCUCCAAGUGAUGUUUAUUUAUCAUCAAGGGACAGACAGAUUCUUGACUGGCAUUUUGCAAACCUUGAGUUUGCAAAUGCCACGCCUCUCUCUACUCUGUCACUGAAGCAUUGGGACCAGGAUGAUGAUUUUGAAUUCACAGGCAGCCAUCUGACUGUGAGAAAUGGCUAUUCGUGUGUGCCUGUAGCUUUAGCUGAAGGAUUGGACAUUAAACUAAACACAGCUGUUCGACAAGUUCGCUACACGGCAUCAGGAUGUGAGGUGAUAGCUGUCAACACUCGUUCCACCAGCCAGACAUUUAUUUAUAAGUGUGACGCUGUUCUGUGUACUCUUCCAUUGGGAGUACUGAAACAGCAGCCUCCUGCAGUACAGUUUGUUCCUCCUCUUCCGGAGUGGAAGACUUCUGCUGUGCAGAGAAUGGGAUUUGGAAACCUUAACAAGGUUGUGUUGUGUUUUGACCGUGUGUUCUGGGACCCAAGUGUUAAUUUGUUUGGACACGUUGGCAGCACAACAGCCAGCAGAGGAGAGCUUUUCCUGUUUUGGAAUCUUUACAAAGCACCAAUUCUUCUGGCCUUAGUGGCCGGUGAAGCAGCUGGAAUUAUGGAGAAUAUCAGUGAUGAUGUCAUUGUUGGACGCUGUCUUGCUAUUCUCAAGGGCAUUUUUGGCAGCAGUGCUGUCCCUCAGCCCAAGGAAACAGUGGUAUCUCGUUGGCGGGCUGAUCCUUGGGCUCGAGGAUCGUAUUCCUAUGUAGCAGCUGGAUCUUCAGGAAAUGACUAUGACUUGAUGGCUCAGCCAAUCACUCCAGGACCAGCCAUUCCAGGAGCCCCCCAGCCUAUUCCUCGGCUGUUCUUUGCUGGAGAACACACAAUCCGCAACUACCCCGCGACUGUUCAUGGAGCUCUCCUGAGUGGAUUGAGAGAAGCUGGACGCAUUGCAGACCAGUUUCUUGGAGCGAUGUAUACUCUGCCUCGGCAAGCCACUCCAGUGGCAGCUGCGCAGCAGGCGCCGGCCAUGUGAAGGUACAAAAUGCUGGAAGUGGUGGAAUGAUUGGAAGAACAAUGGAGCUGUGAUUAAAAGCAAGUGGCCUGUUGGUCUUGUAGAAGGCAAAGGUAGGAGUCAGAAAGUUAGCCUUCCAAAGGCCUCCAUCCUCUGAGAAGGCACUUGCUCACUGCCAGCCUAGCCCUGGUCUGCUGGAGAGGUACUUAUGGUUCAUGGAAUAGACUCCUAGUUGUUCUUAAUGGGAAUUUAUUCUGGUACAGAUGUGGUUUGGGUCAGUUUCUUUCCAGACUUUAGAACUCCUGUAACUUAGCUACUUUGGUAACUAAAGUGAGAUUGUUUCAUGUAGAUUUUGCUUUGGAAAGCAGAAAUAAAUGUUCUUUUUUUUUAAAAAAAAUUAAAAACAUAUACAACUAAA